AUAUGAAAACAUAGUUAUCUGCUGAAGCGUAUCGCGCGCUGCCGAGGACAACAUGAAUUCGCGAGGAUAAAGAUGUACCCAGCCGUGAGGCCAGAAAUACCGUACGAAAUUUGGAAAAGUUGACCACUGAAGAAACUAUGGAAUCGCCGGAGAUCACCAGGACCAUUCAGAAAAGAGCGGACGAGAGAGAGGAAGCUCAUAUACGAUCUUUUACAAAAUGGAUCAAUUCAAAAUUAUGGAAGGCCCAGCCAAAAGCAAAGAUCGCAGACCUGUUUCAAGAUCUACGAAAUGGCCACGCACUACUCACACUUUUGGAAAUACUCAGACACGAACGAUUGCCUCGUGAAAAAGGGAAAUUGCGUGUUCAUCACGUCAGCAAUAUUGAGAUCGGAUUGAAAGCUUUGGAAAAAGAUAAUAUAAAACUCAUUGGUAUCAGCGGUCAAGCUAUCGCGGACGGUGUUCAUAAAUCAACGUUGGGUCUUGUUUGGUCAAUUAUUUUACAUUAUCAGGUUCAUGGUGCAUUGCAAGAGGAUGAUGUUGAGGUGGAACAGCCAAAACAGGCCACUGCAAAUACUGCUGUUACAAGAAAGAAAUCUAAGCCACAAACCGAAGCAGAUGUGGAGGACCGACUGCUACGUUGGGUUCAGAAUGCCACAGAAGGGUAUGAUGACGUGAUUCAAGUGAAAGAUCUGUCUAAAAGCUGGAGAGACGGCAGAGCGUUUAACUUACUGAUCCAUGUUCACAGAAAUGAUCUUAUAAAACUGGAAGCGAUUGAGAAAAUGAGUAACGAGGGAAGACUUGAUCAUGCUUUCACCGUUGCUGAAGAAAAUCUUCAAGUACAGAAGCUAUUGGAACCUUCAGAUGUUGAUCAAGCAAAUCCAGACAAGAAGUUGGUUAUGAUGUACGUGUCCAGUUUAUACGAAGCUCUUCGUGAAUACGAGCCCGUAAAGCGUGCUAAGAGAAGGAAAGUCGUGGAAGAAGAAUUGGUCUCUUCGGCGUCUUCAACUGUCGAGUCUUCAAUCCCAGACAUGCCAAGUGAGCCGUUCCUUAAAUUCAAAGACGACUUGUCUCAGACAUCAGAUAAUAUGCAGACGGUUGCAAAUCAUCUGUCAGAGAUUGAGGAUACAUUUCAAAAUCGCAUUGAUGUCCAGCGAUGGCAGAACUACGAGGGAGAAUUCCAAGCGGUUAAAUCGCAAGUGGAAACCCUGAAUAAAAGUGGAACAAAAGCCACGAAUGAUCCCAGUGUUCAGCUACUUGAAGCCGAGGAAAUACGCAGCGAUUUGAAGGCGCUGGAUUCCCGAUGGUCAGAUCUAAUGGAUAGGACGGGAAAACAGCAAAAAAGGGUCGCAUUUUUUCGAGAGAAAGAUGGGCAACUGAUGAAGCAGUGGCGGAAACAGACUGAAAUAUUUCUUGAUUGGAUGGAUAAAAUGGACGAAAAGUUUGAAAACAUUGAAGCAAUGAAAUCGGAAGAAGACAUAAACGAACUUGUAAAACAAGCACAAGCUCUGAAGGAUUUACGUGAUGCGAUCAACACUAAUUCAGUCGCAGGAGAAACCUUUGAGUUUGGUAGAGGUUUAAUGAAAGGCAAUGAACUCUCGGCCGAAAAUCAAGCUAAAAUAAAACAACAGUUGAUUGAAUUGGAAAAGGAAUUACAAAUUCUGAAAGAAAGAGCUGGGCAAGAUAUUGACAGGUAUAACAAGAGUAUAGAGACUUUGAGGCGUACGCAGUCUGAUCAAAUGGGUAAAUGGCGCAAAGAGGCUGAGGCGAUGUGUGAUUGGCUCGACAGAAUGGAGGAUCAAUUGGAUGCUUUAGAAACACAGAGUGGUGGUCGUGAUGUUAAGAACAUCUAUGGGAACUUGGAGGAAUGCGAGAAACUGCAUGAAACCAUAAAGAAUGAUACCACACCUCAGUCGAUUGUGGAAUGCGGUGAGAUUAUGAUGGCUGAGAAGACUUUGUCUAAGGAACAGAAACUGAAGAUUGAGAAACAACUGACUGAAAUGAAAAACGAAUGGCGAUCACUGAUAGCAAAAUCCGCAGACUUGAAGACUCGACUGACCGCGAUACGAGAUGAAAGCGAACUUGAAGAAAAGCAUAAAGUGGAAGAAUGGAUAAGAAGAUUUGAACUCCUGCUGAAGCAAAUGACCAAAGUAAAAGGAACAAUUGCAAAGCUGCCAACGCUUCCUAUUAUCGGCGAAAGAAACAGGGCUUUUCAGGAGUGUAUAAAGGUGGUGGAUACCAUAAAACCCGAGUAUCAGAAUGCUGUGGAAUGUGCUGAGGAAGUGAUGACUCACGAUACUUGCCCCGCUGCGGAGAAAGUUCAGGUUAAAGAAGAUGUUGAACUCUUGCACACGACCUGGAACAGUGUUAUUGACGUCAUGGAUGGAGAAGCGAAAAGCAUUCAUGCGAUAAUGUCGAAAGCAUCUGAAGACCAACUCGGGAAGGUGAAAGAAUGGCGAGAGAAGUAUAAAGAAGUUGACCUUUGGUAUGAGACAAUGACACCAAAGGUGGAAGGAAAUUUCAACAUAGGAAAAACCUUAUCCACUGUGCAAAAACAGAUGACUGAGCAAGAGGAAAUCUCGAAAGAAAUGGUCAUGACCCAUGAGAAGGUGGAAUAUCUUCUGGCGAACGGACAAGAACUACUGCAGAAUGUCAACACACCUGAGGCCGAGAAAAACAAGUUGAGAAAGGAUAUUGGAAACCUGGUUGAACGAUGGGAAAGCCUCAGCAAUACUGUUAACAACAGACUACAGAGGUUGGCAGACAUGGAGAAACAUCUUGAAGAGAACCUUCAGGGUAAAUUGGAAGAGUUUUCCAACCAAGCCACCUCGAUUGAAUCAUGGUUGACAAAAGAGGAAAAGAAAUUUCAAGCAAUGGGUGGGAUUGCUCCUAACCUCGAGGCUGCUAUGAAGCAAAAACCACGAGUUGAGGUUUUAAUGAAAGAAAUGAGACAAGAAGAGAAGAAGAUGGCCGCUGUGCUUCGUCUGGGAGACGAAAUACUCGCCGACUCGUCGCUUUCCGAAGAGGAUAACAAUAAGCUUCAACAAGAUUUAAAUCAACUGAAAAAUCGCUGGGAAGCUUUGGGUGAAAAGAUCAACUGGAGAAUUCAAAGGCUCGAUGAGACGAUAACAAAAUUGGGAUCUCAACAGCAGGAUAAGCUUCAGAAGUGGCGAGAAAAUGCUGUACAGAUUUCUGAAUGGUUGGAUAAAACACAGCUGCGGCUGGCUGAACGUGGUGCUAUUGGCUCCGAUUUGAAGACCGUUAACGCUCAGAAAGACGAUUUUCAGGUAAUCCUGGAUGAGUCGCUUGAGUUCCAACGUCACAUCUACGGCUUCACGGAGUUCGGCGAGAAUCUCCGAACGGAUCCGUGCAUCAACGAAGAAGAACGAAGCAAAGUUCAACAGAAGACAAAAUCUCUGAAUGACAGAUGGGAUGGUAUUGUACAGCAAAUUAACAACCAUCACAAUGCACUGGAAACGAAGGUUGAUGAACUGGAAGCGAGACAUCAGAGCGAACGGCUGACGGAAUGGAAAACUAAAUGUGAACCGUUGCAGAAGUGGCUGACCACAAAAGCUUUAGAGGCAAAAUCACUCAAGGAGAUUGCCAGCGAUAUCUUUACAGUACAAAGACAACUGGGUGAAACGAAGGUUCUCAAGUCAAGGGUGGACAAUUAUGGUAAACAGUUCCGUGAUGCUGACGAUUUCUCGAAAGAAAUUCAAAAGGAUCCGUUGAUAGAAGACGAUAAGGCAAAACAGAUCGAGACUCAAGCGCAUGACAUGAUCAACCGAUGGAGUGCACUUAAAUAUGGUCUUGAAGGACGUAUUGACAGGUUAUCGAAAAAAGAAGCAGAAUUACAGAAAGAGGACUCAAAUAAAAUGUCUGAAUGGAAAACAAAAGGAUCUGAGUUUAAGGAAUGGCUCAAAAGCAAAAAAAACGAGCUUGAAAGUCACGGUCAAGUUGGAACAAAACCUUCGACAGUCAAACAACAAAAGGUCGAACUUGAGAACCUCGUCGAAGCUGUAAAAGCAAACAAGCAGAGUUUAGAUGAAACUAUGGGUUUGGCUGAUGAAGUUCUCAGCAUGAAGCUGUUAUCUGAUGAAGAUCGCAGACAAACUCAGCAAGAUAAAUUGAGCAUUAAAAGGGAAUGGGAUACACUACAUGACAAUUUAGAGUGGAGAAGAAAAAGGCUUGUUAACAAAGAAACGGAAUUGGAUGGUGAGCGGGCCGCUAUGAUCAAGGAGUGGAAGAAUAAGGCUAUUCCUUUACAAGAUUGGUUGAAGAAAGAGGAGACAAAAUGUGCGGAUUAUCAGGAGAUUCCGGAAAAUUAUGAACAAUUAUCUGUGGAAAUAAAUCGGCUACAGACUCUUCUUGAGACGAUUGAACAAAAAGAAAAACAACUCAACAUAAUUUUACGUUUGAGUGAAGAGAUUCUUCAAAGUUUCUCAUUAUCAGACGAGGAUAGAACCAUGGUAGAAGAUGACACACAAACACUUCAAAAAAGAUUGACAAAUCUCACAGAGAAAACGCAAGCCAACGUUAAAAGACUCAACCAGAGAAGAUGCUUGCUGGAUGACGAGAGAAAUGCCAAGAUAGAUGAAUGGAAAAAGAGGACGAUGCCGGUUGAACAAUGGCUGGUUGAAGAAAAUAACAAGUUCGAUUCUCAUUCGCUCUCCCCUGGUGCUGGCUUGGAUGUUGUAAGAAAAAAACGUGCAGAAAACGAGGUUCUCUUCAACGAAAUGCUUGCAAAUGAAAGUCGUUUGAACUCAAUCAUUAAACUUCACGAGGAAAUGCAGCACAAUCAAACGUUGUCUGCUGAAGAUAAGAGAAAACGACAACAGGAAAUGAACAAAAUCAAAACAAAUUGGAAAACUUUAGAAGAAAAAAUGGAAACUGCGGUAAAACGGAUUACAAACAGAGAAGAUGAUUUAGGAAAGGAACGUGAUCGUCGUCUCAAAGAAUGGCAGACAAAAUAUGAAGUAAUCGUAAAUUGGAUUGAGGCGAGAAACAACAAACUUCGUGAUUCUGGUGAUUUUAACCAAAAUCUGGAUGCUGUGAGAGAGGAAUUAACGAUUGUUAAGGGAUCGAUGGACGAGCUUCACGUCCAGCAGAAGGAAUUUCGCAUUUUACUGCGUCUCGGAGAGGAACUCCAAACCCAUCCAUCAAUGUUGGACGAGGAUCGUUCGAAUAUUGGAAAUGAAGUAAUCUUUGUGAAAACAAGCUGGAAAGAACUAGAGGAAGCAAUGAAUGAAAGAUUGAAAAAGCUGAAUGAUGUUGAGAGAAAACUGUUGGAACAAAGAGUGGGCGAUAUGAAAGAAUGGAAAGAUGUCUCGAGUCCUGUCAAAGAAUGGAUUUCAAAACAUGAACAGAAGAUCAGAUCUCUUGGUCUGAUGAAAAAUGAUCACGAUGCCGUAGCAAAACAAAGAGAAGACGUUGAGGCAUUAGACGAGGCCUUGAAUGCAAGGCGAAACUCUUUGGAAAAUUUAGACAGUGUGUAUCAAAGACUGAGUGAACGAGAUUCGCUAUCCGAAGAUGAUAAGAAAAAGUUGCAACAAGAGUUGAACAGCAUAAAGAAUAACUGGCGAAACCUCGAGGAAUUGAUCCGUGAAACGCACACAAAGGUCAGCAAACAGGAAGGCAGUUACCACGAAGAACGGAUAGCGAAGAUGGAAGAAUGGCAAACAAAGAGCGCUCCACUGGAGCAGCUGUUCAGUGAUCAAGGAACAAAGUGGGAGGUCGAUGAUGUUUUUGAAUCAAACGAUCUGGAAGCAGUGAGAAAAUAUAAACAAACCACGCAGAUGGACGUGCAGACAAUUCAAAAGCAGCAGGUUGAGUUGCAGAAUGCAAUCCGCCUCGGUGAUGAAGUACAGAAACACGCUGCUCUCCGAGAAGAGGACAGAACUAAAGUACGAAUGCAUAUGAGCAGUUUGAAGAACCAGUGGCAGAACUUGGAAGAAAGAAUGCACAAGAAAGUUAAAAGGCUAUCCUCGAGGGAAAUGGCGUUGAGUGAAGAACGAUCUGUACUGUUGUCGAACUGGAAAGGUGCUGUCUCGGAGCUUCAAGAUUGGCUGGCAAAACAAGAGAAGAAAAUUGCUGCUCAAGGAGAUCACGCUUCCGAUCCUGAAUCUAUACGAAGACAAAAGGUUAUGUUAGAGACUCAUCUCCAGGAACUUCAUCUGAAAGAGAAACAGCUCGAGACAAUCGUGGAAAUGGGAAAGAACACGCAGAAACACGCCUCGAUGUCGGAGGAUGAACGCAAGACGAUACAACAAGAUAUUACGUUGCUGGAAAAUUCCUUUAAAGCCGUGGAACAGAAAAUUGAAGAGAAGUUAAAGCGCGUGAACGCAAGCGAGAAAGCACUUCAAGAUGAAAAAGACAGUAAACUGGCUGAAUGGAGAAAUAAGCUCGCCAUCAUUGAGGCUUUGUUGGCUGCAGAAAAUGAUAAAUUUCAAGGUGAUGAAGUGGACGGAGCCGAUGCUGGUUUGGAAAUCGUAGCAAAGCAGAGACGAGAGAUGGAGGAUCUUGCUAAAGAUAUGGAGCUUCAGGAAAAGAAGCAGUUGGCGAGUGUUGUACGUUUUGGUGAUGAUCUGAAGACGCAUUCAACACUUUCACCUGAGGAUCGUCAUCAAAUCCAGGAGGAUAUCGAGACACUGCGAGAAAACUGGGAAAAUAUGAGCGAGAAAAUAAAUUGGAAAAUUAAGAGACUCACGGAGAAAGAAGCAGAGUACAAGGAACAAGGCUCGCUGAAACUUCAGGAAUGGAAUAAAACACUAGCCCCGUUGCAGGAAUGGUUUGUCAAGAGCGAACAGAAAUUAGACUCAUUUGAGGAUCUCGAGUCGAAUGUAAACAAUCUCAAAAGACAAAAUGAAGAAUACUUGGCUUUGCAGAAAGAACUGGAAUUACAAAAGAAACGCGUCACAAAUGUGGCCGUGUUCGGCGAAGAGACUGGUGCUCAUCCAUCUGUGUCCCAAGAGCAGAAAAAGAAUAUUGAACAGAGUAUUGUAACGAUUAAGAACGAGUGGGAGCGAUUGAACGAGAAAGUUAACUGGCGUCUGUCGAGUUUAGAGGAAAAGGAAAAGGCUUUGGACAAACAGCGCCAGGCGAGGUUGAAGGAGUGGAAUGCGAAACUGGAAGCAUUACAAGGCAUGUUGCAAGAACAGGAAAAUGCAUUCAAACAACGGGAAGGCAUUGCUACAGACCUUGAGACAGUCAGAUUCAAGAAAUCUGAAAUUGAGGACAUGCUGAAAGAGUUGGAACUCGAGCAAAAGAAGGAAUUAAAUAACAUCAUCCAAUUCAGUGAAGAUGUAUUUAGCGAUCCAGCUAUGACGACUGAAGAUAACAGAAAGAUUAAACAAGACAUUGGAAAACUUAGGAAUAACAUUGAAAACCUGGAGGAAAAGAUGAAAUGGCGAGCAAGACGAUUAUCUGAUAAAGAGAGCGAACUUGAACAGUUCAGACUGGGAAAACUGGCAGAGUGGAAGUCUGCUUCUAACAACAUUCAAAGGUGGUUAAGUCAGCAGGAUUUGAAACUGCAAUCACUUGAUGAUCUAUCUAACGAUUUAGAUGAAGUACGAGAACAGAAAGCUGUUACAGAGGAACUGGUGAAAGAAAUGGACACAGAGAAGAACGAACUGAAAGCCGUCGCUCAACUGGGAGAUCAAUUAUUGGAACAUCCAUCGUUGCUUGAAGAAGACCGUAAAUUGAUAGAACAACAGCUGUUGAAAAUCCAAAACAAUUGGGACGAACUGGUCACAAAAAUCGACAAACGAAUUGGAAGGAUUACAGCGAGAGAAACAGAGCUGGACAUUGAGGCAGCUCGUAUAACAGUAGAGUGGAGAAACCAGGUAAAUCCUUUGAGGGAUUGGAUCAAUGUUGUUAUAAAUACCGUUGGUGAGGAUAGCCAUGGAUUAGAUAUGGAUAGUCUGAAGAAGACAAGAGCUGAAAUAGAGGCGGUUUCCUUGGAAAUGCAACAGACGGAAGGCGAGCUCAGCAACGUUGUAAGUUUUGCUUACAAAGUACAACAAAACUCUGUGAUUUCUUUAAGUCAGAAGGGUAAAAUACAAGAAGACUGUACAAAUCUGAAAGAGAAAUGGGAUAAACUUGAGACGGCAAUUGAAGAGAAAGCGAAAAGCCUAAACCAAAGCAUACGGAAUUGUGAACAAGAGCGAGAUGGCAAACUGUUGAUUUGGCGAGAAUCGUGUCAGCCGUUGUCAGAUUGGUUGGAUCAAGCAGAUGGCGUUUUAUCUUCGUGUGACGUCGUCGAGACAGAUCUUGAAAACACACGAAAGCAACGUGAAAAAAUUGAGACGUUGUUGACCGACGCCAUAUCCGUUCAGCCCAAAUUUUUGCAGCUGGAAACGACAGUCGAAGAACUCAAACAGGAGCCAUGUUUAUCAAAAGAAGAAAGGAUUGAGGUCGAAAAAGAAGCCGAAGAGUUGAAUGUUCGACACAAUUUGGUCGUAGAGACAUGUCAAACGAGGAAAAUACAGUUUGGGGAAACACAAAAGGAUUUAGAGAAGAAGUAUGAAGAUGCGAAACUGGAGGAAUGGAAAGGAGUCUCUAAACCGAUAGAGGAAUGGAUAAACUCUCGGGAACAGAGACUACAGUUGUUGCAAGAAAGUCCAGAAGAUUUGAAUGGUUUGUACCAGCAGCAGGAAACUACAGAGACUCUAGCAUCUGAGGUAUCUGCCUACCAGACGCACAUCGAGAGCAUGUCAUUGCUGAAUCAAGAACUCUCCGAUGAUCCAUUGAUACACGAUCAGGUCGCUGAUGUCGCCUCGAUGCAGAUGAAAAGCAUUAAAAACAAAUGGAGAAAUUUGAAUGAAAAAGUCCAGGCGAAAUCUGAAAGUUUAUUGAUGAAACUUACGACUUUGCUUAACGAGCGCCAGAGACGAAUUGCAAAGUGGGAUGACAAAGUUGUGCCCAUAGAAGAAUGGCUUUCGGAGAAGGAGGAUAUGUUGUCGAAACUACCACAGCCUGAUUCUCUGGAUCAUGAUGCUGCCAGCAGAUAUAAGAACGAAAUAGUGGAUCUGGUAGUUGAUAUUGAUACCCAGAAGGAAACAUUGACUGAGAUCGCUGAUGUUGAGCUGCAAGUCUUACAACAUCCAUCUGUACCUGAGGAAGAGAGGGCAAAGUUGCAAAAAGAUCUGAAAAAUCUUCAAAGUAAAGCGGACAGUCUCUCAGAUAGAGCUCAACAUCAAGUUGACAGACUAAAAGAAAAGGUGAAGUCCUUCCAGAAAGAACAAAAGAGCAAAUUAGCGGAACGAGAGAAAGAGUUGGAUGAAAUAAACAAGACGUUGAAACAUGCUGAAGAAGUUAUUACCGAGAGAACGGUAGUUGGAGCUGAUAUGGCCACUGUCAGGAACCAGAAAAAGACAAUACAGGAAAUACUCGAACAUUGCAUAACAUGUCAGGAUCGUAUUAACGAGUUCACGAGACGUAGCGACGAUCUCCGAAAUGACCCGUGCAUCUCCGGCGCCGAGAAAGCCAGCAUUGCUGGCUCAACCGAUGCGUUAAAUGAGCGUUGGGACUUAGUGUUAGCUCAACUAAAAACCCGAAAUAAAGCUCUUGAAGAGCAACUCGAGAUACUUGAAGAGAAGCAUAAAAAGGAGCUGCUAAGUCGGUGGGAAGAGAAAUACGAACCAUUUUCAAAGUGGUUGAGUAAUACGGACAAUAUCAUCAAGUCUUUGAAAGACAUCGGGGAUAAUGCGUUGCUCGUGCAGAAACAACAAGAAGAAACCCAAGUGUUGAUAUCACAAGUCACGAACAAAGAGCCGGAAUUCAAUGAAGUAAUUUCUAUCGCACAGACCGUGAAUGAUGACGCUCUAAUCGAAGACAGUGAGGCAAAAACUGUCGAAAAACUGGCGAACAGUCUUUCUAGCAGAUGGGUUGUAGUCAAUGAAGCACUCGUUGGUAGAUCAGAAAGUUUGCGGAUACGCGGUGCAUUUCUUGGUGAGCAAGAACAACAUCUGCUUCAUGAAUGGCGGAGAAAUAUUGAACCGUUCAAUAAAUGGCUGUCCAAAGUUGAAGAUGACGGCGCAUAUGAAGUGGAUGAGAAUGUUGGAGUAAAUACGAUUAAAGAUUACCGUGUUCGAUGCAAAACACUUGAACGUGAAAUCGAAGGUCGUAAGCCGGUUGUUGAAGAAAUCGAAAAGUUGGGAAGAAAGUUGUUGUCAGACUCGGCUGUGAGAGAUGAAGAGAAAGUACAUAUUAAAGAAGAACUGGAGAUCUUGCAGGAUCGAUGGAAGAAAUUACAUCUUAAGAUUCAGGAUAACAAUAAAUGGGCUGACAUCAAGUUGAUUGAGCUGGCCAAAAAGGAACAGGAGACGCUGGAUGUUUGGAGGAAGAAUGUCGAACCAUUCAGUGCAUGGUUGGACGAUACCAACGUCAAAUUGGAUGAAAUACAAAAUAGCUCUGGUGAAACAGAGAACCUGAAAGAAAGACACUUGGACUUGCAGAGAAUCAAGGAGGAUAUGGUGCGUCACGAGGAGGCACUGGCCAGGAUCGUCACGAUUGUUAGUAAACUGACCGACGAUGAGAAUGUUUCUGAGACGGAGAAAAAUAACAUCAAGGCAGAGAUGAACAGACUUCAAGAGAAAUGGAACAACACACAGAAUAAUGCGAAUCUCAAUUACCUAAGCAUCACCGAAGCGCUGAUGGAGCUGGCGCAGAGAGAGAAAGCAACGCUGGAAGCAUGGAAGAAACAGACAGAUCCUUUCAAAGAAUGGAUCGUCGAAGCCAAAGGUAGAUUUGACAACCUUCAACAUGGCGAAGGAUAUGAUGUCGUUCUGGAAAAACACGAAAAGUUGGAGACAUUAUCCCAAGAACUCCUCGAUCAUCAAGUUGAUUACGGCAAUGUCUCUCAGCUCAAAAACACAAUACUUCAAGAUGACCAUCUCUCUACUUCAUUUAAAGAAAAUAUUAAGGACGAAGGUGACGCUUUGGAUAGGAAAUGGCAGGAGUUGAACGACAACAUUACCUCGCAUAGCGACCGGGUACAAAAACAAAUGGUGACCCUAGACAGCUCUCAGAAAGAUCAGCUUCAAAAAUGGCAGGAAGAAUUAAAGAGCCUGAAUAAUCAGCAACUCAAGACGGAAAACGAUCUUAAAGGUUUUGAGAGCUUGGCAUUGGACGUCGACGGUGCUAAGAAGCAAUGUGCAGACCUCAAGGCCGUGGAACAAGAAAUUGAAGUGAACCGUUCCCAAGUGGAAGAAGUGUCGUCAUUUUGCGCCGAAAUUUCCGCUGAUCCUAACAUCGCCAACAAGGAGAAGACUCGCAUUAAGAAGGAAGCUGAUGUGACUAAGGAACGGCAGAACAAACAAGAAAGACUGUCUGUGGAAUAUCAACGCAGGUUGGAAGGAAAGAUUCGUGAGCUCGAGGAUAUCCAGACAUCGAAAUUGGAGAAAUGGAAAAGUUCGUCACAACCCCUUCACGAAUGGCUCGACGGAGUCGAUGAUGACGCGAAAGAGUUCGACGCGAUCGGAGGAAAUAUUUCAAAUGUGCAAGCGCAGUUCAACGAGCUUCAGAAAUUAUCCAAGGAGUUCAAGGAAACCGAACCAGCUCUUUUCAACGUUCUAAAAUCUGGGGAAGAUUUAAGCACAGAUCCGCAAGUGUCAGAGGAAGUUCGUGAGAGAGUUACUCAGGAUGUUUUGUCGUUAAGAGAAAGCCAUACUAACGUAGCUGAGCUGUUGAAAUCACAGAGGGAAAAAAUGAAAAGUCAACUGCUAAAACUGCAACAACAUCAGGAGAAAUGUCUCAUCGAUUGGAACGAAAGAAAAACUUCUGUUGAUGUCCGCGUGAAGACAAUGGAGAAACGAACAGCGCAAUGGAAGCCAGUUGGAAAUAACAUGGAAGAAAUUCAAUCAGAAAAAGAAUAUCUUAAAGGAAUAGAAAAGGAACUCGGAUCCAUCGAGUGGGAGCUGACAGCCAUUCUUGAACAUGGAGAGACUCUGUGUAAAGACAAGUCUAUCUUUGAAGAAGAGAAGGUAACAAUUCGAGACGAAAUGAAAAUCAUGGAGACGGCGUUUAGAAACAGCCAAAAAAGUGUAGAAGAUCGAAAACAAAGUUUGAACGCAAAACUCGACGAGUUAAGAGAAGCACGAGCGAAUGAAUUCUUAGAUAAAUGGGAAAAAUCUUCUUCCAAGACGAUGAAAUGGAUGGACACUUUGGAAGAAACGUUUUAUUUUGAUGAUGACGAUCAACAAUCCCUUAAUGAUGUCAGGGAUAGACUGGAGGAUGUUGAUGAUCUCUCGGAAAGAGUGGUAAAUUAUCAACCAGAAUUCAACUCUACGAUAAAAUGUGGAGAAGACGUGAUCAGGGAGCCUUCAGUCGAGUCAGAAGCGAAAGAAAAAGUCGAAGAUGAAUUGUUAUCUUUGAAGAAAAGAUGGCAGGAUAUCAACACAAAUCUUGACUCUCUUACGUCUAAGCUGGAGGAUCGGGAAUUGUCUUUGGCGAAAGAACACGACGAGCUUGCUAAAAAAUGGCACCAAGAUUUGCAAGAAACUAAAGCUUGGUGCAAAGAGACUCGGGGGAAACUCGAUGAUAUUGAGCGUGUUCGGGAUGGGGAAGAUUAUGAUGAACUGUCUGAGCGAAGAAAAGAAUUACAGAUAAUGAUUGAGAUGCUAUCUCAGUACGAAAUCAAAAUCAACGAGCUUGAAGCAAGCAGUCAGGAACUUGCCAAGAACUCGGACAAGAAAGCAGAAAGCGAGAAGUUCUUGAAUGAAACUCAAACGUUGCAGAAAGAUUUUAGCGACCUAAAACUAGCUAUCGAAACUGCACAGUCGAAUUACGAGUCGAUGGUUGCCGACGUUGAAAGUGCUCACGGUAAGAAACUGUCGGACUGGAAUAAGAAAGGAAAACGAAUUGAAAGACAGCUGACGAACAUUGAGACGGAAUGGCAGAAGAUUAGUUUCCUUGAAAACUCCAACGAUGACGAGGUUAUAGAACACAGGAAACAGUUGGAGGCCGUUGCAUCGGACAUAAACAGCCUUCAACCGGACUAUGAACGUCAUUGUUCACUUGGCCGACAGCUGUCUAAAGAUCCAGCGCUUAAUCCUGAAACACGAGACACAGUUGAGAAGAAAGUGGUUUCCUAUGAACAGCGUUGGAAAAGCCUUCAAUUGGCAAGAAAACUCUGCCUGAAACUUCCUCGUGUGGCGGUUGACGAGGCUGUGAUGAAGGUCGAGGAAAGACAAGUGGAAAGCGCUGAUAUGGACGCAUUUGAUGAAUUGUUUGGAAUUGACAGUUCCGAAGGUGGAAAUUGCCAGGAGGUCGUGGAUUGGUAUGUCGACUACGAUUCCUCUCUCAAAUGGUGCGUGGACGCUGAUGAUAAAGUGCAAAAGCUUGCACGACCAGGAGAAUAUAUCAUCCUUGUUGAAAGACAGCAUGGAGAAAUUGAGGAACUGAUUCAGUUGCUGACUACAUACGAGGCAACAAUAUCUAAAGUUCUGGACAAAGGACAGCAUCUUCUCGCUGAGGCAGAGACCCUGAGACUGAGCAAGGAUGAUAGAUCACGACUGGGUGAAGAUUUGAGAAAAUUGAAAACGAAAUGGGACGAGCUACAGGAGAAUGCUUUUGACACCGAACGAAGUUUAAACGAGCAUGUGAACAAACUACGAGAAUACGAUGACUGGCAAGAAAAGGCUGGAGUGUUGUCGCAAUGGCUCGAAAUGACCGAUCAUAAACUGGACUGCUGUUCCUCGUUAUCAGAAGAUCUGGAGGAACAGGAGAAACAGAGAAUAUUUCUGAAGAAAUUCGCGACGGAGAAAAGCCAAAAUGAAGAGAGCAUAACAGAUGUGUUCAAUCUUGGAAGAUACAUCGUCACGAAUCACUUGGUAUUGAAGAAUAAAUACACCGAAAUCGAAAAUGAUAUUGAGAAGUUUAAGAAUAUAUGGAAUAAAAUGCUCAGCAAAGCCGAUGAAUUCUGUAAAUUAUUUGGGAUCCCCUUCAGUCAUAUCGACAUGACGUCGUCAGAUCCUUUACUUCAGUGGAAACGAAAGGUGGAGGAAGUCGAAAAAUGGAUCGCGAAUGCCCGGGAAAAAUUGCAUCUGAAGAAUAACUUGGAUUUCAAUGCUCUGAAGACACUACCGGAGACUGCUAAUGAGAUCUCGCGAGGAAUAGAAGAUUACUGCGUACCACAGCUGAAGGAAAUCACAUCGCGUGCCCAGGACAUCUUGAACGAAAAAGAUUCGGACGCCGUUCAGAACGCCGAAAUUUCAGAAACCAUCACAAGACUUUCGGAGCAAAUUGAUGACUUAAGACGGUACACAGAAUCACAGAAAGUUCACGUGCGUAAUCAAACUCUUGCGUUCUUCACGGAGAAACUGAAUACUUCAGAGCUUAUGGUGGAUCGUGUCCUGGAGGACUUGAAGAAGCUGAAAUCAGUUGGAUCUGAGGCAGCAGCCGUGCGAGACCAGGUUGAUCUGAUCAAGAAGUCCGAAGGCUUCCUACAAAAGCAUCUGACUGAAUUCGAGGAGUCGAAACGGCAGAUUAUUGAAAUGGAAGACAAAGGUUAUCUUUCGACCGAUGGUUUUGAAGGCACGUUGAAGAUUAAGACUGUUGAACUCGAACCGCGUAUGACUGCAGUAGAAAAGCAAUUUUCUGACACCAAAAAUAGACUGACCAAGGGUGUAAUCAGUUUCCAUGGGCAACACAAGGAUGACGUAAAGAAGUGGUUAAAAUAUUGUGAAAGGAAGUUGAACGAGAUUGAUCGCGAUGCUGUUGAAAUAAACGCCGUGUAUGACGAGUAUUCCAAACUACAGGAGUUGAGACGGGAGAUCAUCAAAGGAGAGCAAGGUUUUCUCAACACACUGGAGUUGAACGAGAGAUUGGUGGCGGAAGCCAUGUUGAGUGAAGAACAAGGACACGAAUAUCAGGGAGAAAUUCAGGCGAUUGCUAAAUCAAGAAAUGAUCUGCAAAGAAGAAUACAGGAUACGAAUUCUAAAUUGUACACGCAGCUGGUCGAAGGUCUACAAGGCAUUUUGUCUUCUUCGAUUCACGCUUUUGAAGAGAUGGAAACAACAUUGAAAGAAUUGAAGUUGUCAGGAGACUUUGAUACAGCCACAGAGCAAAUGGACAGUGCGAAGAACAUUACCGAAAGCGCUGUCGACUUGGAACAAAAGGCACAGGUGACCCUGGAGAUAGCGAAGAAAAUAACGACGUUUGGUAUUCUCAUCCUCAAGGAAGAGGACAAAUCCAGCGUGGAGGAUAAAAUCAAACAGUUGAAAGAAUAUGCGGCCAAAAUGACUGCAAAGUCGCGUGCCGAGUUCAACCGCAGGUUGCUAGACGACUAUUUAGUGAUGUUCAGAACGCAAGUUGAUGAACGGAAAACGUGGAUUGCCGUGAGCGAGAAUAGAAUGUCCUCAUCUUAUUUGGAAAUUGAAGAUCUGCCCGGAUUCCAAAAAGAACUCAAAGAACACAAGGAAUUCCAAGAAGAGUUAUCUCAUCGAAAUAUGGAGAAGAUGUCAAACGCGGCGGACAGGGUGACCGAGCUCGAGACGAACUACAAAACGGACGUGCGAAAUUUGGAGAAGAGAUGGCGAGUCUUGAAACAAUGGUCUGAUGAUUAUUCUCUGGAUUUACAAAGAGUCGUAAAGGAAUGGAGACUCGUGAAACAAGAGGAAGAAACGUUGGUGAAAUGGUUGGACCCGAACGAAGUAAAACUUUCGGAAAUUAACGGGAAAAUAAAUUGGGCUGAUGAAGAAGGGAUGAAGAAACAGAUUACAGACCUUAAGAAACUUCAAUCCGAACUUGAGGAAUAUGGAGUAGUAUUAUCCAACACUCACAUCAAAGGAAUGGCCUUGAUGAAGUUUUUGAACGAUGAAGCGGCUGCGUCGAGAACCAUAGAUAAAGAUCUUUCUCAGUUGGACAGAAGAUGGAACAAUAUGGCGAAGGAAAUUAUAGCACGGAUAGAAUUGCUGCGGAAUAUCCAGUAUAAACUUGCAGACCUGAAGGAUGCGAAGAGUCGGGUGAAUACGUACAUCGACGAAACGAACGCGGAACUUGACGAGCAUGAAACGAAGGCGCAGCGUCUGCGAGGUAACAUGUCCAACGACAUGGAAAACGGAGAAACGGCAAAGGAGAAGAAAGUUAGGAUGAAAAAAGAGCGGGAAAAUCUUCAACAAGAUGUUGCAGGGCUGGUUAAAAGUUUAGAGGAUAAGAUCGCGGACUUUCCAAAAAACCAAGCUCUCGUCGAUCGCAUCAACUCCGUGAGCGAAGACAUCGAGAACGUUGCUGACGAGGACUCGAAAACUGCGCUCCACGAUGAACUACUAAAUUUCAAUGCGAGAUGGCAGGUGAUUGUCACGAGACUAGAGGAUUACUCAGAUACCGAUCUCCCUGAUCAGAACUCAUUCGGUUGUAUGGGCUUUAUGAAAAAGAGACUAAGCGGUUCUGCAUUCUAGCGGCCCAGACCAGCUCCAAAAUCCCCCCAUAUUGCAAUAUUUAUACAACCCCAACCCCCCCGUAGUUAUGUAUUUUUCUAUGAAACGAGUAUUUAUAGGUGACAACAUUAUAUAUAUAUAGAUAUGUUAUUUUAUGUUAUUAUCAAAAUCACAUUUCGCCCGACCGGCGAAGUAAAUUUCACAGUAUGCAUUUUCAGAAGUAGCUUAAAAUUGUGGGAAGUUUAGAAUUUGAAUUUUUCUGGUAGGUAGAAAAAUAGAAAAAAGGGUUCUAUAUUUGCGCGUUUAUUUGGAAUAGCGUGUGAUCACUUAAUCCUUCAUUGAUGCGCAAAUGCGCAGGACAUUGAAAUUCGCGAAGAGCGCAAAAUAUUACUGGAGCGCGGGCUUAUAACGAGACGAUGAUUAAAAUGGUAUUUAGGAGCGAAUUUAAUGCCAAAAUUUGUAUGUAUAUAUUCAGUGGUGGUUUGCAUGUAAGUUUUCAAUGGAUGAGUAACUUGCAGUAGCGUAGCCAGCCGGACGAUUUGUCCCGCUAUGCUAAUAUUUUGGUGUUCACUGACUGUGAAAACAAUAGA
Messenger RNA from Dendronephthya gigantea, 16963 nucleotides. Its product is annotated as dystrophin-like. Gene Ontology annotation, molecular function: protein binding. NCBI's taxonomy places the organism in Eukaryota, Metazoa, Cnidaria, Anthozoa, Malacalcyonacea, Nephtheidae. Gene Ontology annotation, cellular component: plasma membrane. The record is from RefSeq and is a predicted model, not a curated record. The transcript is spliced from 94 exons. Gene Ontology annotation, biological process: synaptic signaling. Bases 138 to 16394 code for a protein of 5418 amino acids.